GCGCGAGCGGCGCUCAGGGAGGAGCGGAGCCGCAGCGGAGCCGCAGCUGCACUGCACAAAACAAGGGAGCGAAGAGGAGCGGCGUGAGCCCCGGCCCUGCUCUGCCCGGCGUGUUAUCAGUCAUUUGCUGUGUGCAGUCCCCCCCCCCAUCCAUCCAUCCCACCACCUCACCCAAACAAACAACCUGGUUAAACGGACCCGACGGGCAUCGGGAGGGAGCGGUUAUUGCCAGCGCGGCUGAGGGGGUUUUACGUCUGUCUCUGACCCACUGACUUGACAGUCGCCGCAUUGUACUGAGGUUUCCAAACUAACCCGCUCGUUGGAGAAAGAAAGAGAAGGGGAGAAAGAAAGAAGAGAGAGAGAGAGAGAGAGAGAGAGAAAAGAUCAGUUGGUGUGAUAUGAAGGAGGAAGAUGCUGCAGGUUGAGCGCUGCGGGAAGGUUGGGUGGACCCACAGAAGAUGUGUUAAGUCGGAACUGGUUGGUGUUUCUCACGGUGUAACAACAAGUAAACGCUUUGGAGGUAACUUCGUUUAAAACCAAAAAGCACACGAUUGGAAAGCUCACACCGGGGUGUGUGCGGGGGGUUUUUUUUUCCUGGACUGCAUUGGUCUGCGAGAGGAGAUUUUAAUUAUUGACAGAGGUUCGGGGCCGCAGCUUCAUGGGAGUGAGAAGAGAAAACGAGCGGUGUCUGGUGCCAGGAUCUCAACAGCUGGAGAAGAUCGGGGCUACUAAGCGUCACACAUUGCACUUGGAGAAAAGAGACAUGCCAGUGAAAAAACAAGAUACCCAACGAGCUUUAUUGCUUCUUCAGGAUUACUGCUCAAAACUAAAGAAGCCAGAAGAAACUCAACUUAAAACAGCAAUUGAAAGGGUGAUACGUAUCUUCAAAAGUGGACUGUUUCAAGCUUUGCUAGACAUCCAAGAAUUUUAUGAGGUCACACUGCUCAACACAAAUAAAAGCUUUGAGCAAAAGACUGCUGAAGUCAAUCAAGUGGUAGAGAAAUGGGAAGAGACAAACUCUUCUCCAUUGGUCCCCAGAAACUUGAGCAGCAGUCCAGGGUUAAGGCAUGUUCCCAACACAGAGACAUAUGGAGUACAGGUUGAACAAAAUGGAGGAUUGCAGCACUUUGAAAACCAUAUGGACUCUAGUGACACAGAGCCCGGAGGCACAGGACAAGACACGUUAGGAAGAGGGGAGGGAGAACUCAAUGUGGAGGAAGGAGAACUGCCGAUGAAAGUAUGGGAGCAAUGGGACAUUGCAGAGAAGUAUCAUUAUCAUAAUGAAGAUUCACUACCAGAAGACUACACCUUGCCACGGCUAACCAAUGAAAUUAAAGGCCCUGAGCUUGUCUACGUGUCUGAGAAGAAUUUAUCGCAGAUUGAGAAUGUCCACGGAUAUGUGUCACAUGCUCACAUUUCUCCACUAAAGGCAAGCCCAGCUCCUGUUAUUGUAAAUACAGAAGCACUGGAAACUGUCCCUUAUAUAUUCUUCAGAGAUACAAAUCUGCAACUGAAAGGGUCAAGCAGACAACCUACUCCCAGGCCAGUGCCAACGCUGCCUGAGAUUGGCUACUAUGAGGUCAAUGGAACGGAAAUAGAAUACGAAUUUGAAGAAAUCACAUUGGAAAGGGGUAAUUCGGGUUUAGGAUUUAGUAUUGCUGGAGGCAUAGACAACCCACACAUUGGAGAUGACCCUGGGAUAUUUAUUACCAAAAUUAUCCCUGGUGGAGCAGCAGCUGAAGAUGGACGACUCAGAGUCAAUGACUGCAUUCUACAAGUCAAUGAAGCGGAUGUUUCUGAAGUGUCCCACAGCAGAGCUGUAGAGGCCUUGAAAGAAGCUGGUUGCAUUGUACAACUAUAUGUACGUAGAAGAAGGCCGGUUUUGGAGACCAUAGUAGAAUUAAAACUUAUGAAAGGACCUAAAGGAUUAGGGUUCAGUAUUGCUGGAGGUGUGGGGAACCAGCACAUUCCAGGUGACAACAGCAUCUAUGUAACAAAAAUAAUUGAUGGAGGAGCAGCACAGAAAGAUGGGAGGUUGCAGGUUGGAGACAGACUCCUUAUGGUAAACAACUACAGUUUGGAAGAGGUAGCACACGAGGAGGCUGUAGCAGUGUUGAAAAACACAUCCGAUGUGGUCUAUAUUAAAGUUGCCAAACCUACUAGUGUUUACAUAAAUGACCCUUAUGGACCACCAGAUAUCACACAUCCUUAUUCCCCACCAAUGGAGAAUCACAUCAUCUCCCCAGGGAAUAAUGAAACACUCGAUUAUAAGAACUCACUGCCACGAAUCUCACCAGGAAGAUAUUCUCCUCUUCCAAAACAUAUGCUUGGAGAAGAUGACAUCAACAGGCCGCCUGAACCAGUUUACAGCACUGUGAACAAAAUGUGUGACACACCAGCUUCACCUAGCCACUAUUUCCCUGUUGAGUAUGAUAAAAGCUACCAUCAUUCCGCUAACUAUUCCCACUACUAUGUAGGCCUGGUUCCUGACAGUGAGCUCACCAGAGAGCCAAGAAAAAUUGUACUGCACAAGGGAUCCACUGGACUAGGUUUUAACAUUGUCGGGGGUGAAGAUGGUGAAGGAAUUUUUGUCUCAUUCAUCCUGGCAGGUGGGCCAGCUGAUCUCAGCGGGGAAUUGCGAAGAGGAGACCAAAUUUUAUCAGUUAAUGGCAUAGACCUCCGCACUGCAACUCAUGAACAGGCUGCAGCAGCUCUGAAGGGGGCAGGCCAGACUGUGACUAUCAUCGCUCAAUACCGACCUGAAGAGUACAGCCGUUUUGAGGCAAAAAUCCAUGAUUUGCGGGAACAGAUGAUGAAUCACAGUAUGAGUUCUGGGUCUGGAUCUCUAAGAACCAAUCAGAAACGCUCACUAUAUGUAAGAGCUCUGUUUGACUAUGACAAAACCAAGGAUAGUGGACUUCCAAGUCAAGGUCUUAGCUUCAAUUAUGGAGACAUAUUGCAUGUUAUCAACGCAUCUGAUGAUGAAUGGUGGCAAGCACGAAGAGUUACACCUGAAGGAGACAGUGAAGAGAUGGGCGUCAUACCAAGCAAAAGAAGAGUUGAAAGGAAAGAGCGAGCCAGACUUAAAACAGUGAAGUUCAAUGCCAAGCCUGGAGUGAUUGAUAUCAAAGGGUCAUUCAAUGACAAGCGUAAAAAGAACUUCAUCUUUUCACGAAAAUUCCCUUUCUACAAGAACAAGGACCACAGUGAGCAGGAAACCAGUGAUCCAGAACAACAUGUUACUUCUAAUGCCAGCGAUAGUGAAAGUAGCUACAGGGGUCAAGAAGACUGUAUUCUUUCAUAUGAACCAGUUACACGACAAGAGAUUAAUUACACUAGACCUGUAAUUAUUCUGGGCCCAAUGAAAGACAGAGUUAAUGAUGACCUGAUAUCAGAAUUCCCAGACAAAUUUGGCUCCUGCGUGCCUCAUACCACAAGACCCAAGCGUGACUAUGAAAUGGAUGGACGGGACUAUCACUUUGUUACCUGUAGGGAACAGAUGGAAAAAGAUAUCCAGGAGCACAAAUUUAUUGAAGCAGGACAAUACAAUGAAAAUCUAUAUGGGACUAGCGUCCAGUCUGUAAAAUAUGUGGCUGAAAGGGGGAAACAUUGCAUACUGGACGUGUCGGGUAAUGCUAUAAAACGGUUACAAAUUGCACAACUCUACCCUAUUGCUAUUUUUAUCAAGCCUGUUUCAGUGGAGUCAUUAAUGGAAAUGAAUAAACGCCUGACAGAGGAGCAAGCAAGAAAGACAUGUGAGAGAGCCAUGAAACUGGAGCAGGAAUUUGGGGAGCAUUUUACAGCAAUAGUACAAGGGGAAACCCUAGAAGAGAUUUACAACCAAUGCAAACUAGCCAUUGAAGAACAGUCUGGGCCGUACAUUUGGGUUCCUUCAAAGGAGAAAUUGUGAACCAGAUGGAGAUGU
Molecule: messenger RNA, 3925 nt
Organism: Callorhinchus milii (elephant shark)
Lineage: Eukaryota; Metazoa; Chordata; Chondrichthyes; Chimaeriformes; Callorhinchidae
Gene: dlg2
Product: discs, large homolog 2 (Drosophila)
Exons: 31
Coding region: 659-3910 (1083 amino acids)
Biological process (GO): chemical synaptic transmission
Cellular component (GO): neuromuscular junction; postsynaptic density membrane; neuron projection
Molecular function (GO): kinase binding
Source: RefSeq, a predicted model, not a curated record